AUGGCGCCCUACGCUCCGAAAGAAUUCCCUCAAAAGCAUGGCUGGAAAAUCGGUGGUAUUUCAUUGGAUGCACAUGAGACCGAGCUGCGCACGAACGGUCCUCCACCUCCCAAUUAUCUCGUUGAACGCCUGGAGCGGGGAGGAGGUGGCCCAAAGCACUAUUCGAUCUCUUACACGGAACUGUCCACAUCUUCACAGACUUCGAAGCGCGCUCCCCACCCCUUCUCCGUCGAAGGUCUGCAGAAAACUCCGACCCCAAAGAUAACUAAGGAGUUCGAUCUCAAUCGACCGGAUUAUCGUGGCGUCUUCCACGUCCCUAUCACAUACAAAGCUGGCCCUGGAAUCAAGUGGCAAUUUUCCGGGUCUCCGGCGGGGGCGCUUGCGGCGGCACUUGCUGCUCGUGGCGUGAAGUGUAGAUACGGUGACAUCACAAAGGUGGUUACAGAGGCGGACGUCAAAGCGACAUUUGCAUCAAUCUCCGCGAAAGAGACACAAGUAUCCGACAACUAUACACUGUACCAUCCUGCGGACCGCAACAGCCUUGUCUUCCCGGAUGGGGCCAACAUUGCGAUAGUCGCGCGAGCGUACAAGCACAGCUUGAUUCUCUUCUGUCCUUUCAUGAACGCUGAUCGCACUGGCUACAACCAUUUCUACAACACUCAGAAUCGGCCACCCAUUUAUGCUCGAUGGUCAACAGGGCGGCAAGCAUUGCUCUCGCCAGUAGUGCUAGGUUGUCUGCCAAAGUUCAAGUUGGCCAAGAAUCCAACCUAUGAAUUCAUGCAUGUAUGCAUCGACACUCUCUGGAUCAUUGCACUGGAGAAGAAUGAAGAAGACGACGAAGAGCCUAAGAGGCAACAGGCCGUCGCCAUGACGAUUCAAGAGCAAAUCGAGCUCAUCAACACCGUUCUUCCCAACGUGUACGCCAAUGACAAGCCAGUUUAUGAGAACAUGCUGGUGCAGUUAUACCAGAGGCUAUCAAAUGAGCAGCGUCAAAGCGAAGCCGAUGCUGAAGCGCCAGGGAAACGUGUUCGACAGGCUGGCUGCCCUAAGCCAAAACGUCGCAAAAUGAUAAAAAUCUUUGAAGACGAGAAAGAAGACGAUGACAACUAUAAGAUGUCCGGUGUUGUCUCUGUCGCACCGCCAACUUCACCAAAGGGCAAGGAGAACGAGGGCCGCACUACGCCAAAGAGAGAAACUACCUAG
Molecule: messenger RNA, 1203 nt
Organism: Alternaria alternata
Lineage: Eukaryota; Fungi; Ascomycota; Dothideomycetes; Pleosporales; Pleosporaceae
Exons: 5
Coding region: 1-1203 (400 amino acids)
Source: RefSeq, a predicted model, not a curated record